Neoarthrinium moseri is the source of this 1101-nucleotide messenger RNA. RefSeq lists its product as uncharacterized. Bases 1 to 1101 code for a protein of 366 amino acids. NCBI's taxonomy places the organism in Eukaryota, Fungi, Ascomycota, Sordariomycetes, Amphisphaeriales, Apiosporaceae. The transcript is spliced from 4 exons. The record is from RefSeq and is a predicted model, not a curated record.
AUGUCGGACGAAGAGGCUGAUCCCGAGCUGCUUGCUCUACUUCGUCAGCAUCUGCAGGGAAAGCUCAACAUCAACGACGAGCCUGAGACAGGGGUCCUCGAAGGUGCCGAGUAUGUCUACGACAACUCGAUUGACGUCGCUCUGGAUAUGCGUGCCACCAAGAAUGCCGCCGCCUUGAUUCACUCCCAGAUGCAGGAAAAGGAGUAUUCGACGGGCACCUGGUCCGAGCACGAGCUGCAUCCCAAGUCCAAAGACGAAACGACUGUCGCCUUCAUCUUUGUUAUGGAUCUCCUCAACUUCUCUUUCUGGUCGUUAAGGCCCGAGGAGGAUCGUUUUGCGGUUGAGUACCGAGAUCGAAGAUGGACUGGCUACUGGAGCCUUGUUGCCUCAUUGCAACGGGCCUUGGAUGAGGGCAUUCCCAUUCUUGACCCUCAUUACUGGCAAGAUGAGGAGGAGUGCAAUGUGGAGUCAUUGCGGCAUGUCUUCAGGUCCUGCACAGACGAGGAGAUUCCCCUCCUGGAAUCACGACUGUCUUGCUUGAGAGAAGCAGGGCAGGUUCUCUACGAAAAAUAUUCGUGCAGCGUCACAAAUCUUAUCUCCUCGGCACGUGGUUCCGCAGCCCGGCUUGUCAACACCCUUGCCACCGACUUCUUGUGCUUCAGAGAUGAACACCACUUCGAUGGCCGACGCAAGCCUGUUCGCCUCCUCAAGCGGGCCCAGAUCUUCGUGGCAGACCUAUGGGCAUGCUUCAAUGGGGAGAACUGGGGCGAAUUUUACGACAUCGACAAGAUAACCAUGUUUGCCGAUUACCGCGUGCCUCAAAUCCUGGCCACAUUAGGAUGCAUCGGGUACAGCCCCCCGUUGCAAGCCCUAGUCAGCAGUGGCUCCAUGAUUGAGAGUGGAAGCAGGUCCGAAUUGCAGCUUCGAGCGUGCAGCAUUUGGUGUGUCGAGCUGAUCAGAAGAGAGAUCAAGCGAGAGCACCCAGACGCCAAGGUGAACGCCAUCUUGAUAGAUUUCUUCUUGUAUGAUACCAUGAAGCAGCUCGAGGAGCAAGGCAAGGAGACCAUGCCACACCACCGAACGAGGAGCAUCUGGUACUGA